This is a messenger RNA of Sardina pilchardus (European sardine), 1189 nucleotides long. RefSeq lists its product as uncharacterized. Bases 93 to 1166 code for a protein of 357 amino acids. Lineage: Eukaryota; Metazoa; Chordata; Actinopteri; Clupeiformes; Clupeidae. The record is from RefSeq and is a predicted model, not a curated record. The transcript is spliced from 4 exons.
CCAAAGAUCCUUCAUUACUGAAAGCUCCGCUUUAACCCUCUCUGCCUCAACUGCAACAACUGCAAUGUGACGGAAGGAGACGCGUCUGUGCCAUGAAGGAAAACACAUGUAGUUUUAAUAAGGAUCAAGAGCUGCAUUCCACGUUGUCUUUAAUUGAGUGCGGAGUUGCGGACUGUGGCGGGGACAUUGAUGAAAAUGGUCCAGGCCUUAACUUUGGAGCAUGGUCCAAUUGCUACAGUUUCUUUCCCACCACAGACAAACAGUUCCUGAAAAUAACCAUAGAUCAGAGAAAGGGUGGGGCUGAAACGCGAAAAACUGUUAACUACUAUAACACCCCAGUGGGGUUUAUUGAUCGAUGCAAAUUGGGCAGAGCCCGCUGCGUAAAGCGUUGCCAGCGCCAAGGACAAGAAGUGGACCGUCAUCCUGACUGUAAUUUGACAAGUAGCCCUAAGUGCACUGGACAAAAAUGUCAACAUGAGAGUGCGUCUGGAGACAACAAGGAAAAAUUCAUUCCUGAAAACAAGAAGAAAUGGUCUAGUGAUGAAAACUCAAGGAAACCUUGUUCUGUUGAAGAUCUUGAGGGACCAAUAUGCAUUACAUGCUGUGUUAAGUCAUAUCAAAAUUCAGGAGACAUCUCACCACCAGACCCAUCCCAUCAAACCUCCAGGAUGAAAAAGCACGGCUUGUUUCAGUCCCCAUCCAAGGCUAACUCAGUGUCCUGGAAUCAAGCAUUCGGACGCAGGGCAGUGAAAAAAAAGGCGACCAGUAGUGAUGCCAUGAAGGACAUCUCCCUGUCAACACACAAAAACAAUAUCGUGUGGUGCAGAAAGUGCCCAGAUCCUCCCAGUGGCCAGUGCAGAAGCAAGUUCAGGACUCCUGGAGGCCCUGGGAGAGAGGAAAUGAAGAAGGCCAUAUCUAUGUUCACACAAAAAGGACGAGGCUCAGGCAGCCAGAGAAUGGAGCAAUUGCACAUGCCUGUAGUUGUGUCCCCCUUCGUCAAGAGGUCCCAGACCCCAAUAUUCUGGCAUGGUCAUCAGCGAUCCCAGCCUCUGAAGUUUGGUGACAAAUACACCACACUUCCACGAUCUGCCCCACCUCACACACUGCUAAUUGAGUCAAGCAGGAGGAUGUAUUCUAACAAAGCCAUUGAAAAACCCUGGAUGUAAUAUAAAGAUAUUUGUUAUAGCGA